Molecule: messenger RNA, 811 nt
Organism: Erythranthe guttata (spotted monkey flower)
Lineage: Eukaryota; Viridiplantae; Streptophyta; Magnoliopsida; Lamiales; Phrymaceae
Gene: PNSL4
Product: FK506-binding protein 16-2
Cellular component (GO): chloroplast
Molecular function (GO): peptidyl-prolyl cis-trans isomerase activity
Source: RefSeq, a predicted model, not a curated record
AACUGCAGAUAGAACAAACUUCCAUUUCCAAGUUUCAGUUCGCAGCUUACAGUCCCAACAGCCAAACAAAGAACAACGUUAAUGGCGGCGGCCGCGCAGUUAACCAUCCUGGCACCAAAGCCACGCGCCGCCCUCCAAACCUUCAAAGCCAGCGCUUCACCCCCCCCUGCCGCCGCCGGCAACUUCAAGAAGCAGAUAAUGAGCGUAGCCGCCGGUCUACUUGCCGCUUCGGCGGUGGCCGCCGCCGCACCACUGGAGGCCGACGCCACCCGGAUGCAGUACUACGCCACGGUUUCCGACCCGCCAUGCGAGCUGAAUUUCGUGCGGUCCGGACUCGGCUACUGCGACUUGAUUGUUGGCUCUGGCGAGCCGGUCCCUUUUGCUCAGCUUAUCAAUGUACAUUACACUGCAAGAUUUGCAGACGGGAUAGUAUUCGACAGUACUUAUAAACGCGGUAGAUCACUUACUAUGCGCCUCGGCAUGGGCAAGGUGAUUAAGGGAUUGGAUCAAGGGAUCUUGGGUGGUGGAGGUGUACCGCCGAUGCAAGUUGGUGGAAAGAGGAAGCUGCAAAUCCCUCCAAAUCUGGCAUAUGGACCUGAACCAGCAGGCUGUUUUUCAGGGGACUGUAACAUACCUGGAAACGCAACGCUUGUAUAUGAUAUCAAGUUUGUCGAAGUCUACAGUGGAAACAGGAAAUGAAGAAGAGCUUGCUAUUUUUUUUCGACAAAAAUUGUAUAGAAGAAUUCUAAGCAUCUCAUUAUUACUAUUUUUUCGAAAAUUUAGUAUAAAAGAUAGACCUUUUUUUUUUUUU